This is a messenger RNA of Thunnus maccoyii (southern bluefin tuna), 2557 nucleotides long. RefSeq lists its product as uncharacterized. The transcript is spliced from 5 exons. The record is from RefSeq and is a predicted model, not a curated record. The coding region runs from base 551 to 1393 and encodes 280 amino acids. NCBI's taxonomy places the organism in Eukaryota, Metazoa, Chordata, Actinopteri, Scombriformes, Scombridae.
CUGGAGGAGCACUCUGUGAGUUCGUGUAACUGGUGUGCAUUUGGUUGUGUGUAUGUGUGUGAGUGUGCGUGUCUGAAUGCGAACAAGUUGAUAUUAUUUUUAAAUUUUCUUAACAUCUUUGAAUUAAGCAGUGGAAGUAAGUCGGGCCUCCGGCGAGUGGGCCGUCUUUCAGAGCCGCCUGAGGAACAGAAAAAGACUUUCCACAACAACAACGCAGACUCAAAUGAACUCGAAAAUAACAAGUUUGCUACGCACAGCCUUUGAAAACAAGCCACAUCUACGCAGUUUAACGAAUUUCGAUUCAUCUUCUUUUUCGACACUAGCUAACUUGGAGCUAAGAGUCUGCAGCUGCUCACGGUGUUUUUUUUUCUUUUUUUUCUUUCUUUUUUGUGGUUGUCAGUUUUCAGUCAAGUGAUAACGUUAGUCCCGUGUGCCUUCUUUUAAAUGAGCUAAAGUCGUUCAUGUUAGCUAAUGAAGUUGUAACCGUCACAUAAGAGACAGUAAUAAAAACGUAAUUGUAGGGGAUAAGCCAUAAGCUACUCAAGCAAAAAUGCUAAAGACUCUGACGAAGAAGCUAAGAAGACAUUCACUCAAUGAGAUACAUCCUUUUCAACUGAAGAUUUCUUACCAUGGCAGUGGUGAGGGAGGGGAGAGUGAUGACUCAGAGGGAGAGAACCAGGAGCUUGCACAGAUUGACAGAGAGAGACGGAGAAAUUGCGCCCUCACCCCUUUGGCCACCAGCCAGCAGCACAACCAGGGUCCCCUCUCUCCAGCCCGAUUACGACGCCUCCGCCUCUUGCUAGAUGCCAAUCUGGAUCGCCACUCUUCAGAGGAAGAGCUGGAGCGAAUCAGCUGCGGGGACAACAGGAAGUGGGUGUCACUUCCCCAGCGCCACAGCGAUCACCACAGUAGCACCUCCAGCGAUGAGGAGGUGCGGGACCUCUGUGGCUGCGGGUCACCAGCUGCCUCUGCCAGGCCGCUGGUUGAGCCAGGUGCUUGCCUGGCCGCCUCCCCCAGCCCUGUGCUCUUCAGCUCCAGCCCACCACGUAGCCUCAAGCCGCCCCCCAUGCGCUUUCAGCUCCAGGUGGUGAAGCCAGUGGCACGGCCAAUCAUUUUGACCCACUUUGACCAGUCAGCACCUUACAGAAAGUAUCGACAUAGCUACGGCGGGGAACCAGGGAGGCCCAGUCUUGACCUAGAGAAAAUGCAACAGAAAAUGCUGCUGAAAAAGAACUGUGGAGGGAAAACACGGACUAUAAAGAUUCGGAAUUUGACUGGCAGUCGUCCUCCGCCCAGGUACACGUACGAUCCCUCCAUCUUCGCCUUCCGGUCCCUGAGCACAGUGCCCCCCUGCAGCCCCCUGACCCCGUCCGAGGAUCCUCCCUGCUCAUAAGGAAAUUCAUUCACUGCCAGAUAAUCCUCUUCCCCCCCUCUUCAUUCCCAGAUGGCUGCUUUUUUUGUGGCUUCUGCAGCGAGACCAAGGAGUGACUGUUAUGAAACAGACCGCUAGAAAGACUUUUGUUUGAUGGUCGAACUAUUGCACACUCAGGUAAUCCCACCCUGUAACGCUGUCACUUUGAUCAUUAUUCUCCAUGUGAAAUCAACAGGAACAUUUGGAGAAUAAAAUGGCCUAAACAAAACAUUUCUAAGGAUAUUUCAGGUAUUGCAUAUUAUAUUGCUGUCUCUGAAAAGAUCCUGUGAUUGGAGAGGGAAUGAUCAAGAAACAAAUAUGGACUAUGGACCAGAGGUGGUACAAAGGGACAAGGCUACAACCUGACUUUAGUUUUGGGCUGGAUCAGUUUCAAGGGAAAUAAUGCAUGUAAGACAAUCAAAUGGUUCCAAGGUUUCUUCCUUUGAUGUGAUUACUGGACAUCUUGUAAGGUUCUUGGUAACUACAUAUUCUAAACAUGGCGAGGUGAGUCACCUGAUAUCUUGUUAUUGUCGAGAUGAACAUAGACAGUGGUCAAAUUCGUCUGUCUGAAAACCUACUUCGUUGGAUGUGUUAUUUGAAUAUGCAGGUCAUGACGAGCUAUAACAAAAUGUAUGAUUGUAGUUGAAUAGUCAACCUUUGACCUUUGAUGAUGUACGUUUCUUAAUGAAUUUUAGUCCAGGUCAAAGUUAAGUACUUGUAUCCUCUUUUCUUGCAUGAAUUCCACUGUUUUGCAGAAAGAGCGGUAUGUUGAAAUAAGGAAGUAUGAGUAUAGUUUGCUGCACAUUUGGCAAGUGUAUCUGGUGCUGUGUUAUGCAUAGCCUACUUGUAGUGUGCCAUUUUUUUUCCAAUAUUGUACCUCAUUACUUUCUAGGUAGAAGAGGACCACUGGUAUAUCUAAGACAUCCCAGUGUUUUCUAAAGAUCUCUUAAUGCCUUGAAAUGACAUUCCUGUUGUGUUGAAUGAAACUUGAGGUAGUUCUCAGCUCUUGAAACGAGCUGAUUAAUUGAUUAAACACAAUGUCACCACUGUAACUAAGAUUUUGCCGAAGUGAAUGUAACAUUGUGACAUGUUUUCGUCCCUUGUUGCACAAAAUGAAUCAAUAAAUGCCCUGUGGCCUCUUGUUAA